GCCGUCAUGAUGGUUUGCUGGUUCGCAUUGCCCAAGGUGCGCAAGCGAACUGAGUAGAGUUACCGAUCUUGCGACAAUGUCGGGGUCAGUGGACGCCGCAACCGAAAUGUUCGUCUGAUACGAGAAACGCCAUGACAUCAUCUCGAUAACCGCGUUCCUUACGGGGUCCACGGAACGCGUUGCUUGUGCACCAACAAAACGACCACAUCAGCGCUUCUAGUAUAUAUGAAGACAGUUUUACUUUUCUUGAAUUCUUCUUAUCUCUUUUGGUGUUUGUUGCCAUAUCCCCAAAACAAUUUCCCAAUUUCACACUAGCCCAACAACAUGUCAGCAACACAAACCGUACAAAUCAUAAGCAUAUCCACAGCGCUGCUGGCGUCGGGUGGCAUCGCAGCAUUGUCCCUUUUCGACAUACCCAUGAUACAAUCACAACCGGCAUCUCGCUCUCUUCCCAUGGUACGCUGGCUUUUCUCACGGGGCUCUCACACCUUCCCAACCGCGGCAAUUACUUCAGCCUCCGGCUUCGUCUAUCUCGCUUACAGCGCCCUCCCCACCUCAUCCCUCAACUCCACAUCGUCAUUGCUCCAGCAUGCUGUGAAGGGAAAGACAGGACUCUACCUUGUAGCCGCAGUACUUUCCUUCAGCAUCGCACCAAUCACCAGUUUUAUGAUACCAACCAACUUUGCCCUUAUCAGGAAGAAUGAGGAACUGGGCGGGAGCCGAAGUGCAGCAUCUGCUGAGUAUCGAGAGAAAGCUGGAUUGAAGGGGCGAAGCGCUGAUGAAUCUGUCGAUAGCAAGGAUGACGUGAGUCAAUGGAAAGACUUGAGCGUACCACAAGAGAAGACCGAGAAGAACAGUAGCGAAGCGGAAGAUAAAGAAGUGAGCGAGCUGUUGGACAAGUUUGGUAAGCUAAACAUGCUCCGGGCGCUGGCUAUUGGGUUGGGUGGUAUUGCGGGGUUGAUGGCUGCGUUGGCGUAGGA
Messenger RNA from Alternaria alternata, 980 nucleotides. RefSeq lists its product as hypothetical. Lineage: Eukaryota; Fungi; Ascomycota; Dothideomycetes; Pleosporales; Pleosporaceae. The record is from RefSeq and is a predicted model, not a curated record. The transcript has a single exon. The coding region runs from base 325 to 978 and encodes 217 amino acids.